GGGGGAUGAAAAGAGACGGUACUCUUUAACACAGGGACAAACACAUUGACGGAAAAUCUGUUUACCUCAAGCUAAAACUUUCUGUUGGGACAGAAAUUUAAUACAAAACUCGGGGAAAUGACCCUGACGACGAAGGCUCCAUGUUUCAAAUCGAAGUUUAUCACCGCUGAGCUGGCCCGUCUGUUCAGCCAGUCGGACAGCGAGGAGGACUUCGAAGGCUUCAGCGAGAAUGAAGAAGAAAACAUGAGGUGUUCAAACAAGCAGCUCAAAACCAAGGUUUUGGACUCGGAGGACGACAGCGACGUGGACACAGGCUUCUACUCGGAUGGAGAGGCGGGACCGCCAUCGAAGAGGAGGAGGAGUCUCCUAGUGGCCAUAAGGUUUCCCAUGAAAACUCCUAAACAGGAAGCACCUAAGAAAAACGCUAAAAAACCUGUAAAAGAAAACCCUCGUUCAAAGAGAGCAUGUCGGGGGCCGACGAAGAAGAAGCAGCAGCAGCAGCAGGAGGAUGAAGAGGAGGACAAGGAGGAAGAGGAGGACGACGGCGAGGAGGUUCUGUAUCAGAGCUUGAAGAAACGAGACAAGAACAUCCAGGAGAACAAGGCCAUGCUGGCGAAGCUGUUCGCUGAUCUGGACACCAUGGCUGACCUGACGCUGCCGUCCACCCCUCAGAAGAAAAGACGGGCUUCAGAGAAGGUGACGCCACGCAAACGCAAGCUCGACGCCGGCGCCGUGUCCGAAAGGAGGAACCCGUCCCGCAAAGCCCGUCCUCCUGAGAACUUUGCGGUGGAGGAGAAGAGCGAGACCACCCGGAAACCCUCCGGCCCCCGGAUCGUAGACCUGAAACGUCUGGUGGCGAUUGACGAGGAAAUGGUUGAUCAGCAGAAGAAAACGUGGAAGAGGAAGAGUUACGGCAGGAGGAGCCGGCAGGUGGUGAAGUCUGUGGACGAGAUCACAGAAGAAGACCUGGAGAACAUCGCCUACCGCAGCAAAGACAAGAUCUGGGACAAAGAGAAUGGCAGCUCCUGCCACCAGUGCAGGCAGAAGACUCUGGACACCAAGACGGUGUGUCGCAGCGGCUUCUGCUUCGGGUCCAAAGGCCAGUUCUGCGGGCCGUGCCUGAAGAACCGCUACGGAGAGGACGUGCGCACUGUUCUGCUCGACCCGAGCUGGUCCUGUCCGCUCUGCAGAGGCGUGUGUAACUGCAGCCUGUGUCGUAAGAGGGAGGGCCGCUGCGCCACCGGCAUCCUGGUGGGCUUGGCUCGCUUCAACGGCCACGACAACGUCCACGAGUAUUUGGAGAGUAUUCAGAAAGAGUUGCGGUGAAGUCCUCAGAAGAGACCGGAGAGGAGGCGCUGCUCCCUGCUGCACAGUACUGUAGAAACUGUUUUAACGCACAUUUUUAGGUUUAGACCAAUUUUUAGGUUGUUUUGAUGUCACCGUUAAAAAUGUUCAACGUUUUAUGUAUGUAAUUAUAUCCUGAUUUUUAGGCUGCGUCAUCGACGCAGACAUGCGUAGUUUUAAGUUUUG
Molecule: messenger RNA, 1530 nt
Organism: Salarias fasciatus (jewelled blenny)
Lineage: Eukaryota; Metazoa; Chordata; Actinopteri; Blenniiformes; Blenniidae
Product: cell division cycle-associated 7-like protein
Exons: 10
Coding region: 118-1326 (402 amino acids)
Biological process (GO): regulation of DNA-templated transcription
Cellular component (GO): nucleus
Source: RefSeq, a predicted model, not a curated record